AUGCCAAUGAAGUCAAUUAGUCCGACCCGCUUUAAAACUAUAAUAUUUACGUGUAAAAAGUUAAUAUCUGAUUUCCAAUGCAUAUUCCUUGGUGUUGAUUCAGAUGGAGGAAAGUAUGUGUUGGGGUCAAAAUUAGGGAAAGACUAUUUUGAAAGACAUGUUACUUUACUAGAUGUCUUCUAUGAAUACUGCUAUGAAAAUUUGUUGAAAGACUCUAAAAUGAUUCAAGUUUAUUGCAAUAAGCCAACAGAAGAUGAGGAAGCAUUAUUGCUCAACCUUGAAGCUACUAGCCAUGAAUCCAUUAAUGUAGCAGCUGAUGAUGAUCAAGAUGAUGUUAAUGAUGACGACGAUGACGGCGUGCCUAAUCCACCAUCACAUGAGUCUAAUGUUUGUGAUGAAAAUGAUGAGGGGGAGGAGGAAGAGAACCACGACGACGACGGUGGUGGUGGUAAUAAUGAUGAUGGAUCGAAAUUUCCGGAAUUUUCAUCCGGUGGGGGGAACAUCUUAAAUGGUGAAGUGCUCUCAUCUGCUGGAGAUGAUGAAGGUGAUGAUGCCAACAAGAAUAAUAAAGAUAAUAAUACCACCACUACUACUACUACUACUAAUAAUAAUAUUAUUAUUAAUAUUAAUAAUAAGAAUUAUUAUGAUGAUGAUGGUAAGAAAGAAUACUUGAAAAAUUUACACACCUCACUAAAGACCUCAAAAUCAGUGUACUUGUGUAAAUGGUGUAACUUGACAUUCGAAACCGAAGAUGAAAAACAAACCCACCUGAAGGAACACCUCAGUAAUGGCUUUCAGUGCAGCAAAUGUGAGGCCUCAUUUAAGACAUGGUCUACCUUGAAAAAUCAUCUAUCUUCAGUGCACGCCCUAUUGACGCCGUUUCAAUGUCACAGAUGCGAGAAUUCGUUUAAAAGCGCAUUGCUACUGCACAAGCACGUUUUAAAAUCGCAUACCGACGAAUUACAAUUCAAUAACGACGUAUUCCGACUCGAUACCGACGGUUAUUUGAGCGGCAAAUCGGUUCAAAAUAGUGUUUUGUGUUCGUUUUGUGGUAGGUGUUUCGAUUCGGAAAAAGAGUUACAGAGACACGCGAAUUUGAUGCAUCGCUGUCAAAAUAAAUCACAGUUGUUGAUGGUUUGUAAUUAUUGCGAGAGGGGUUUUAAAAAUCGUUCGAAUCUCAAUAAGCACAUAAAGGGCGUGCAUCUUAAAGAUGACGUUGCUCUUAAACUUGAAGUAAAUUCACGAUGUCAUAAUGGGAGUAAUAAUAAGAGAAUUUGUGUUGUUAACAACCGCAAUAAUAACAUUAAGAGUGAUGCUGACGUUGCUAACAAUGAUCAUAUUACGAAUGACGUCAUCAGCGUCGGUAGCGGCAACCACAUAAACGAUCGCUUUCGCAAUCGACUGCCUGAUAGUACCUUCAGCUCAAAUCCUCCGAAGCUUGACUUCCUUCAGGAGCACAUGUCAUGCAAGCACGAACUUUCCAGCGAUUUAUUAGAUGACAGUGAACUUAACCUUCUUGACGAUUUGCCCCACAAAGAUAUUGUGACGUCACUUUUAAACGCUGAAGUUGAUGACGUCAGUUUUAGAGAGGCUCGGGACACCGCCACAACAUACGAUCCAGACGACGGCGAAGAGAAUCACGGCAACGCCAGACGAUCGUCUGUUUCAAUUUUUGAGAAAAAGUCCUCGAAAGGUUGCUGCAACCUGUGCCACGUCUGCGGGAAGAACUUCUCGCAGCCACACUACCUCCGGCAGCACCUCAUCUGUCACAAGGAACGUCGCCCCUACCGCUGCACCGACUGCGGCAAACUCUUCAAACGCCGAUCGACCCUACGCGAGCACGAAGCCAUCCACAUGGAUAGGAAGCGUUACAAGUGCCCCGUAUGCAGUAGGCAGUUCAAAUUCGCCUCCGUGCUGCGACAACACAGGGCCGUCCACACGCGAGAACGUCCGUACUUCUGUGGCGUUUGUAAGAAGAGUUUCAAACAACUGUCCGGUCUGCGCAAACACUCUUGCACUGCUACGACGAGUGUCAAGUCGGUAGUGGAUCGGGGUUCGACCCACAAAGAAAACGUGCCUGCUAUAGAGGUGGGCCCUGGACAGCAGCCCAGGCGAGUCAUGAAGGAGAAUGACCCUUCCAAACCCUUUGCUUGCCCUGUUAAUACCAUUUUUGUUUUUUUUUUAACUUUUUUCAUUAACAAUAAUUAUUUCAUAUUUUUUAUUAGCGAAACGCGUUUUAGCUACCAGAAAGCAUUGAAGAAGCACUCCCGCGUCCACAGCGACCUUCGACCCUACGUCUGUGAAGUUUGUUCCAAGUCCUUCAAACACCCCUCCUCCCUCCGCCAGCACAGGGCAGUCCACAGCGAGGACCGACCCCACAAAUGUUCCUGCUGCUCCAAAAGUUUCAAAAGUUUAACCAGCCUGAAGGAGCACAUGGAUAAAAAUAAGUACAAAUGUACAGGUUGUGGAAAGGAGUACAUGCACAGAAAAAGCCUGAAAGUGCAUAUGAACACUUGCACGCUACUGCCGCCACCACAGCAGCAACAACUGCAACUACAACUUCCUCUUCCUCAACAGAAACAACUAACAACAACACCAACAGUUGUUGAGCAACCAAAACAACAACAUCAGCAACAACUUUAUUCAGCCAACAACAACAACAAUGUUUUGUUAAAUUUGACAGAUUUUAGCAAAAAUAUUCAACAACAAAUUGAUCCGAAUCUUUAUUCAACUUUCAUCAUUUGCCAACAACAACCACAACAACAACUAACUCCUGUAUUACAACAGCAGCCGAAACAAAUCAUUCAGCAGCAACAACAGCAUCAACAACAACAGUUCACUACAGUAACGUUACCGCAAACAAUAUUUUUUCAAAAUUGCAAACAACAACUAGACAACAACAUCACCAAUAACAUCAACAACAACAACAGCUUAAGUAGCACCAACAACAUCACAGAUAGCACUAUUAACACAUUACCAUUAGACAUUUCGUUUUCCAACAACAACAACACAUUAAACAACAACGUUUUAGAUUGUGUAUUGCAGUUAAACGACAACACACAACAACAACAACAGCAUUGGAUUCUAAACAUCAACAACAACAACAUCAUUAACAACAAUAUCAACAUAAGCAAUAAAAACAUCAACAUAGACAACAUCAACAACAACAACAACAUAAUUAACAACAAUAUCAACAUAAGCAAUAAAAACAUCAACAUAGACAACAUCAACAACAACAGCAACAACAGUUCUUUGUGUCAAAUACAUCUACAUGACCAACAAUUACAUCAACUCUUACAGCAGCCGUUCAUGUAA
This is a messenger RNA of Helobdella robusta, 3315 nucleotides long. RefSeq lists its product as hypothetical. Gene Ontology annotation, biological process: regulation of transcription by RNA polymerase II. Gene Ontology annotation, molecular function: DNA-binding transcription factor activity; RNA polymerase II cis-regulatory region sequence-specific DNA binding. Bases 1 to 3315 code for a protein of 1104 amino acids. The transcript is spliced from 6 exons. NCBI's taxonomy places the organism in Eukaryota, Metazoa, Annelida, Clitellata, Rhynchobdellida, Glossiphoniidae. The record is from RefSeq and is a predicted model, not a curated record.